UGAGCCUAUUCCUUUAAAAAUUUUUCCUGAGUCUAAUGACUCAAAUAAUCAAACUUUAGUUAUUGAAACUAAUGAAUAUAAUGAAAAUAAAUAUAAAUCAUCUGAUAAUAAACUAGAGAAAUCUAAAGGAUUUUUAGUUAUAGGAAAUUCUGAUGAAAAACCUAUACUUGAAAUUAAUGAUACCUAA
Molecule: messenger RNA, 187 nt
Organism: Racocetra persica
Lineage: Eukaryota; Fungi; Glomeromycota; Glomeromycetes; Diversisporales; Gigasporaceae
Source: the annotation of a GenBank genome assembly